AUGUCUCCCGUCCCUGGGAUCACUCCACCGCCCCCCGUUGAAGCUCGUUCGCUUUCAUCCAUCACCGCCGUCGCCGCCAAUCCCCCCGCAUAUCCGCGCAAUCCCACCCACGACAAGCAUGAUCCAUUGGAGCUGUCCGCCGAGCUCAAUCUUGCUACUGCUGCUGCAUACGCGCUCCGCACCGAGGCAAUUGAAAGGGUCGAAUCUCCACGCCGGAUGGCGAUAGGCGCUAACUGCGGGAUGCAUGCAUAUGCAAUAGACAUUUUCCUCUCUCCCGUUAAGCCGCCCACCAAAUCCAGUGUCUCUGCGGAAGCCAUCAAUGCAUCCUUGUAUUACCUCCAUGUCGCAACUCCCGAGGACGAUGCGCUGCUGGAAGAAGUCGAGCUCGAGCGUGAGAAACAACAAUCGCAGAACUCGGAAGCGUCGAGAGACGCUGCGCAACGGGAUCUUGCCCGGUUGAACAAUUUCCGCCGGAAACCCGUCGGCACCGAGCAUGCGCCUAUGAGCCAAGAGAAUGGCCGCCUUCCAUCCGUGCCUCGUCGGCCGUUACCUGGAUCGCACGCUUCAGUGGAGAGGGUGCCUUCGCUGGCGCCACCGGCACCCUCGACCGCGACCACGACCACGACCACGACCACGACAGGGCCAGGGACGGAGAAGAAAAGCGAACAAAGAGACGGUCAUGAGGAUGCGGUGAACACCGGCAUCUCGCGGCUAGCGGUACCGUCCCUGUCCACAGUCGAGAUCCCAUUCCAUCAAGACGUGCCCACUGGCGACGACCAGCCUAGGAAGACGAAUCGAUGGAGUGCCUUUGCAAAUAAUCUACAGAACGUCCCGAGUCGAAGCAAAGAAGUAUGGAGGGAAAAGUUGGAGGCAGCAUCCGCUGGUCGGUACAGCCUCGACGCUAGCCGGCCACAAUUGCCCCCUCGUUGGUCGCACAACAAUGGUCCUCGCUCGCCAAACCGAAGCCCCGAACACUCACCCAACCGUCAGCCGCGACAAGCUCCAGCCCAUCGACGAGAUGUAGGCUUUCGCCUGACACUCAUUCGGCGAGAUCCUGCCUCCGGUUCGCAGUGGAACGUGGCAACAAUAUCGACGCCUCGGAUAGACCACAACACCGUAGAUAUUGAGAUUUCUACGCCGGGCUACAAUCGCUUUGCAGGGUCUCAAGAAGCGCUGUCUCUCGCAGAUCUUGCUGCGAACUUGCCGCCUGGCAUGUUCCAGUCUCCAGGAUCUUCGUUGCCUGCAGCUCUGAAAAACGCGCCCUCUGGUGCACAUCAAAUACCGGGGAAACCCCAGUCUUCGGCUCCUGGCAAAUUCCGCCGCCAAUUGUGCGUCUCACGGCAAUUCGAACAACACAGUGGUAAUUGGCGUGGUACAGCAGAGACGGGUCACGGCCCUAAUUUGGAGGGAUCGAAGCUGAAGAGCGGUUACUAUGCUUUCAAUUCACCAUGGAAUGGGAUAUGCACAUUCUCGUCCAGCGUCAACGGUCGCAGCCUGAAGUGCAAACACAUGAUUCCCACGCCGGGGAAUCCCUCACAUGCAGACAGCGACGGUAAUCAGACCGUCACCGUUGCCGAGAUUCGCUUCAACAUGCCCUUCCAAGCGGCCAGUCUUCAUUAUCAAGCAUCACGCAGUCCGCAGGCCCACCAACAGUCCCAUCCCUCGCAGGACUUGGUGCAAACUGCAGCAAAUCCACAUCCAAUCUCACCGCGCCAGCACUCAUCCCACAUCUUCAGCUCCGAAUCCAACACCAAUACCAAACGAAACACCUUUACCCAACUGCUCAAUACGUCCAAACUCACUCGGCCACGCGCCACCUCCGGGCCUGGUCUUCAAUAUCAAGCGUCGCCACAAGCCGAGAAUCCUCGCGCAUCUUCGAGUCACGGCCACCCGAUACGUCGCACCUCCUUUCGAACUGCAUUCUCCCGCCAGAACGAAUUCCGGCAUCACUAUCCGCCCCCACCAAAUCAGCACCGCAGUGGAAGCACGAGUAGCGGAGGAGGGUAUGACUCGGAUGAGGACCGAUUGGACUUUUCGUUGGCGCGGGAAUUGGCCGGUGGCGGAAUCCGCGGCAAGAGUGCAAAGUUGGGAAAACUAGUGAUUGAAGAUGAAGGGAUCAAGAUGUUGGAUUUGGUGGUCGCGGCUUGUAUGGCUGUGUGGUGGAGGGGGUGCUCCUCUUGA
This is a messenger RNA of Penicillium diatomitis, 2181 nucleotides long. RefSeq lists its product as uncharacterized. NCBI's taxonomy places the organism in Eukaryota, Fungi, Ascomycota, Eurotiomycetes, Eurotiales, Aspergillaceae. The transcript has 2 exons. Bases 1 to 2181 code for a protein of 726 amino acids. The record is from RefSeq and is a predicted model, not a curated record.